GGUAUUGCAUGCAAUAUUGCAUUGUUCUAUCUCCUUAAUGAGCAAACUUGAAAAUAUUAUCUUGUUCUAUCUCCAAUCAACCAAUCAUAUUACAAUUACAAAGUUGUUCGGAAUAAUUUUAUCAGUUUUGUUGUUUUCAAAAUGGCAACUGCAAAUAUUGACCAAGAAAUGGAACCUGCCCUAAAUCAAAACGAAGAGCUGCUUGGCAUUACACCUUCUCGUCGGUCGCCCCAUGGUGGGGUUUCUAGGAAACGUAAAGCUGAUAGGAGUAGUUGGAAACAAAGUGUAAGAAAAAUCCAACGUCAGUCGGGUAAAGCUUAUAAAAAUACGAAAGGAGAACAAAUGCCAAAAAGAUCUAUUGUUGCACUAAAAAGUUGCAGAAAUUGUAAAUUUAAAUGUUCUACCAAUAUAUCUGAGAUUGAGCGUCAAAUAAUAUUUGAUAACAUUUGGACCUUAGAUGAUGACGGAAAAAAACAUUUCUAUUCUAAAACUACUGAAAAUCUGGAGAAAAAACGCUGUCGGACAGCUGCUGGUGACAAUUCAAGAAGAAAAACAUCUUAUUAUUAUAUUUUUUUUGUUUCUAAUACACAAUAUAGAGUUUGUAAAUCAUAUUAUCUUUCAACAUUGAAUAUUAGCAGCCAUAGAGUGUUUUACUUUCAUAAGUUUAAUAAAUCUUUAACUACUGGAACACCAUUGCAAUCAAAAUCAGGGAAACAUGUUAAAAAAAGGUUACUAGAAGAGUCUAAACAAGUUGUACGAGACCAUAUUAACCUUUUCCCAAGAAUUGAUGCUCAUUAUAGCAGGAAAAAGACACAUAAAGAAUACAUGGAAGGAUCACUAAAUAUAGGUAGAAUGUAUGAUCUUUAUAAAAUAUAUUGUGAUGAAAAUGUCUCUCCUCCAGCAAAAGAACAUAUGUAUCGUUAUAUCUUUAAUCACGAAUUCAAUAUAGAAUUUCAAAAACCGAAGAAAGAUUUAUGUGACACAUGCUAUGAGUAUCGCAACAUUGUUAAUGCAAGCAAUGAACAAACAGAUAGUUAUAAUAAGCACAUAAAAUCAAGGAAUGAUACCAAAAAUGAACGUGAAAAUGAUCGCCAAAAUGUUGAUUCUAAAACUGCAAUUGUUUGUAUUGACCUUGAAAAUGUUUUAAAUUUGCCUAGAGCUAAUGUGGGAAACUUUUAUUACAAACGAAAACUUUCAAAUUAUAACUUAACUGGUCAUUGCUCGCUUAACAGGAAGGGUUAUUGCAUCCUUUGGCACGAAGCCAUGACUGGUCGUGGAGGAAAUGAUCUAGCCAGUGCUGUAACAUGUUUGCUUUUGAAAAUCAUGGCUUACCUUGACAUAAAUAAGUUCAUACUUUGGUUUGAUUCAUGUGUACCACAAAACCGCAAUAGUUUCAUGUCAGCAGCUUUGUGUGAAUUUAUAAUACGAUACCCACAAACAAAAGUAAUUGAACAGAAGUUCUGCGAGCCAGGUCAUUGCAGCAUUCAAGAAUGUGACAACAUUCAUAGUCAGAUUAAAAAAUCCCUCUCUGCUGCAGAAAUAUUUAGUCCACUUGGGCUAGAAAGAGCUAUUAAAAAUGUAAACCGCAAUUAG
Messenger RNA from Hydra vulgaris (swiftwater hydra), 1593 nucleotides. RefSeq lists its product as uncharacterized. The record is from RefSeq and is a predicted model, not a curated record. Lineage: Eukaryota; Metazoa; Cnidaria; Hydrozoa; Anthoathecata; Hydridae.